Messenger RNA from Lethenteron reissneri (Far Eastern brook lamprey), 1723 nucleotides. Its product is annotated as zinc finger protein 239-like. Lineage: Eukaryota; Metazoa; Chordata; Hyperoartia; Petromyzontiformes; Petromyzontidae. Gene Ontology annotation, molecular function: RNA polymerase II cis-regulatory region sequence-specific DNA binding; DNA-binding transcription factor activity, RNA polymerase II-specific. Gene Ontology annotation, biological process: regulation of transcription by RNA polymerase II. The record is from RefSeq and is a predicted model, not a curated record.
CAGGAAGCUGGAGGUCCGCGUGUGAACUGCAAUCCGAGCCCAUGCCCGCCUGAGCUGCUGUACCGCUCUUGUUUACAGAAGCUACCUGCCCACAACAACAACAAGAAUUGGUCUGAUGGAGCAAAGGCACUCGGCGCGACUCGGUGCGACAAGGCAACAAUGCGACCGGUGUGCAUACAGCACGGAUCAUCCUGGACAUUUGACACGGCACCAGAGAACUCACACAGGGGAGAAACCCUUCAAGUGCAGUGUGUGUGGGAAGGCGUUUGCACUUUCAGCAAAUCUUCAUGUACACCAGAGAACACACACGGGAGAGAAACCCUUCAAGUGCAGCGUGUGUGGGAAGGCGUUUUCACAGUCAUCUACUCUUGUAGCACACCAGAGAACACACACGGGAGAGAAACCCUUCAAGUGCAGUGUCUGUGGGAAGACGUUUUCAGAUUCAUCUACUCUUGUAGAACACCAGAGAACACACACGGGAGAGAAACCCUUCAGGUGCACUCCGUGCGGGAUAGCGUUUGCACGGUCAGCACAUCUUCAAGCACACCAGAGAACACACAAGCAUCAGAAGAUCCACCAGGAGUGGAGUCUGAAAUCAGCUUGUGAAAGUCAAAGUGCUGCAAUGAGCCCAUCUGUCAUCAAACAAGAACCGGAAGAAAAUCCCAGCUUGGACACUUUUAAAGGUAACGAGGUGGAAUAUGAAGAGGUGAAGGUGAAAUGUGAAGAAGUGAUGGUGAAGAGCGAAGAAGUGAAAGUAAAAUGUGAAGAUGAAGAUUCAACUCCAAAAUCGGACCUUCACAUCGAUGGAGGCAACGUGAAGCAGGAGGAGAAUUCUGACUGUGAGGCAGAGCGAGGCAACUCCCAGCAGUUUGUGUGGGUGGACUUCAUAGACAAUACAAAGUGAAAUGGUUACCCGGUAGAUGUGUAAGCUUGAGACGAUGUCGGUCUAAGCCAGGGGUCCUCAAACUUUUUAAACAGGGGGCCAGUUCACUGUCCCUCAGACCGUUGGAGGGCCGGACUAUAGUUUAAAAAAAACUAUGAACAAAUUCCUAUGCACACUGCAUAUAUCUUAUUUUGAAGUGAAGAAACAAAACGGGAAUAAAUACAAUAUUUAAAAUGAAGAACAAGUAAAGUUAAAUCAACAAACUUGCCAGUAUUUCAAUGGGAACUAUGGGCCUGCUUUUGGCUAAUGAGAUGGUCAAUGUCCGGUUCCAUAUUUGUCACUGCUCGUCGUAACAAGUGAUGCAAGUGUGCAUCCAUUAGUCUAGAUCUGGUUGGAGAUUUCAAAUGUUUCAUUCUGGAAAAAGUCUGUUCACAGACAUAAGUGCUGCCAAAGAUGGUUGCCAUUUUGAGUGCAUGGUUCCUGAGAUGAGGAUAUGUUUCAGAGGGGAGAGAUGCAUAGAAAUUAUGAAGGCUGCUUGACUUGAAUGCGUCUUUCAGAGAGUCACAAUUCUGCAGUUCAGCCAGUUCCAUUUGGUAAAUUGUAUCCACAUUUUCAAUGUCAAUAGAAAAUUGGUUACGGAAAAGCUGUAUGUCCUGUUCAUGGAGAUGAAGCUCUUUAAAUCCAAAUUGGAACUCCUUUUGCAAUUUUUCCAGUGAAUCCACACGUUUUGUUUGGGAAUGCAACCAAUGGUUUUUCCGCUAACAGAUUUUGAGUUGUGGGGAGAUGGCAGAAGUUUUCCUCCUUCACUUGUUUGAUGAGGAGGCCUAAUAUUACUUCAAA